This is a messenger RNA of Myxocyprinus asiaticus (Chinese sucker), 2476 nucleotides long. RefSeq names its product tyrosine-protein kinase Tec-like. Gene Ontology annotation, biological process: T cell receptor signaling pathway; peptidyl-tyrosine autophosphorylation; B cell receptor signaling pathway. Bases 140 to 2068 code for a protein of 642 amino acids. Gene Ontology annotation, molecular function: non-membrane spanning protein tyrosine kinase activity; ATP binding; protein binding. The record is from RefSeq and is a predicted model, not a curated record. The transcript is spliced from 18 exons. Lineage: Eukaryota; Metazoa; Chordata; Actinopteri; Cypriniformes; Catostomidae.
ACACACUCACACACACACACUCACAGCGCGUUAUGGGACUUCCUUGAUUCGUGUUUCCUGAACUUUGACCGCAAGCAGACGCUGAAAAACUCCAGCGGAGGUCCAUGGCAGUGCUGGAUGUUCUUCAGAUAGGUUGGAGAUGAGUUUGACACCCAUUCUCGAGGAAACGUUGAUUAAACGUUCUCAACAGAAGAAACGAACAUCUCCACUCAACUAUAAAGAGAGAAUGUUUGUGCUCACCAAGAGCAAACUCACCUAUUAUGAGCUCAGAUCUGAUAAGAGGGUGAAGAAAGGCUCGGUGGAGCUGCACAGAAUCAAGUGUGUGGAGAUUGUUAAAAGCAGUGCGACUGUCAUUCCUUGUCAAAACAAAUAUCCAUUCCAGGUUGUUCAUGAUUCCACCACGCUGUAUAUUUUUGCUCCCAGUAAUGAGAGCAGGAGCGUUUGGGUUCAGAACAUCAAGGAAGAGAUUAAGAAUAACGCUCAGAUAGUGGCCAAGUUUCACCCUCAGUUCUGGCACGAGGGCGAGUGGUUGUGCUGCGGGCAGGUGGAUAAACUCGCCCUGGGCUGUGAGGGGUACAACUUAUUUGGAGACAUUUCACGUAAACCUCUUCCACCAGUACCUUCAGAUGAGCAGAUGAUCAGUGGUUGUACGACCCGUCGGCCGCCCCCUCCACCUCCACCCACACAGGAAACAGCACAGGAAGAGGCGGGCUCUGGAGAGGAAGUUGUCAUCGCACUGUAUGACUUUGAAGGCCUGGAGCCUCAUGAUCUGACGUUGAAGAAGGGUGAAGAGUACGUGAUCUUGGAGAAGAGUGACGUCAACUGGUACAGAGUGCGAAACAAACACGGAGAGGAGGGCUACAUUCCAAGCAACUAUGUGACUGAAAAGGAGUCGGACAAACUUGAACAGUUUAUGUGGUUCUGUAAAAAUGUCAACCGCAACAAAGCUGAGGAGCAGCUCAGAAAAGCGGGUAAAGACGGGGGAUUUAUGGUUCGAGUGUCCAGCACAGGCACUUACACUGUAUCUCUGUACACAACGAACACAGGGGACAGAUCGCCUACAGUCAGACAUUACCAGAUUAAAGAAAUACACGACUCAUCAAAAUACUUUUAUCUGGCAGAGAAAUACAUCUUCAACAGUAUACCUGAACUCAUAGAAUACCACAAACACAACUCUGCAGGUCUUGUGUGUCGGCUGCGUCAUGCAGUAGGUGAUCAGAUGAGAGAAGCUCCAACAACAGCAGGAUUUAGUUACGAUAAAUGGGAGAUCAACCCGUGUGAGCUAACGUUCAUGAAGGAAGUGGGCUGUGGUCAGUUUGGAGUGGUCAGACUGGGCAAAUGGAGAGCGCAGCAUAAAGUGGCCAUCAAAACCAUCAGAGAAGGAGCCAUGAGUGAAGAUGACUUUAAAGAGGAGGCCAAGAUCAUGAUGAAUCUGUCUCAUCGUAAUCUGGUGCAGUUAUAUGGCGUCUGCACUCAACAAGGACCCAUUUACCUGGUGACAGAGUUCAUGGAGCUCGGCUGCCUGCUGAAUUUCAUCCGUCAGAGGAGAGGAACCUUCACAGAGCAGGACCUGCUGAGCAUCUGCCACGACGUCUGUCAGGGGAUGCAAUAUCUGGAGGAACACGGAUUCAUACACCGAGAUCUGGCUGCCAGAAACUGUCUGGUGAACAGCUCACUGGUGGUGAAAGUGUCAGACUUUGGGAUGGCCAGGUAUGUUGUAGAUGACCAGUACACCAGCUCCUCCGGAUCAAAGUUUCCAGUCAAAUGGUCUCCACCUGAAGUCUUCAACUUCUGCAAAUACAGCAGCAAAUCUGACGUCUGGUCUUUUGGUGUGCUGAUGUGGGAGGUGUUCACUGAAGGGAAGAUGCCGUUUGAACACCACACCAAUCAUGAGGUGGUUCUGAAAGUCACUCAGGGACAUCGACUCCAUCGGCCCAAGAAAGCUGCGGUGCACAUCUACAGAAUCAUGCAGAUGUGCUGGAUGGAGAGAGCAGAUGAACGACCAACAUUCUGCAACAUCUCUCUGAUGAUCACUGAUGAGCUGGAGGCGGAUGGACCUGCAUCGUGAACUCUCAUUGGACGGUCUGAUCGCACUUUAAUUGACGAGCUCCAGUCACAUGAUGAAUGAUUCAGAUGUGAAUCGCUCAUCGUCACUGUCCUUCAUCAGCUUUGACUCUGUCCCAACAGAAAGACUUGUUCAACAGUUCACACGUCUUGAAGGGGUCGUAUAUUGUUCCCUUGAAGUUCACUUAAAAUGUUUGAAAAGCGUUUGUGUCACAACGUAACAACAUACGAGAGCUGCUGGUUUAUAACUUCAGAAGGAUCUGCAGAGCAGCAGGUGCUACACACACACAUGCACGCACACACACACACACACACAUGCGCACACACACACACACACACACACACACACACACACACAUGCGCACACACACAUACGCACACACACACACACACACAUGCGCACACACACAUG